AUGUCUAUAUCGUUCAGACUUAAUUUGGACUAUGAGAACAAGACGAAUUUGACUGUAAGCAUCGAGGUUUUGCAAACUGUACUUGGUGCCUUGGUGAUCUGCGCGAUUUUGAUUAGCUAUUGCAUCGAACAGAAGUCCUUGGUGCGAAUCGCCAAUCGAUUAAUCACCAUCGAGGAUGAGAUAGAUCGUCUGUAUAAUCUAUAUCAUCCGCUACGACGACAGCGUAUCUUCUGCAUUAUAAUCAUCGUUUGCAUCUUGAAGGUUUUUCUACUGAUACUUCUCCUGUUCACUGAGAUCCUGGCCUUCCAUACGGGCCCAGUCUCAUGGCUGACAGACGUUUUGCCGACAUUUCACGUGGGUUGGCUAUUGAUACAGUACUUCCUGUUGGCGACGGUCAUUCAGACAGAUUUUGCUGAUGUGAAUCGAGCGAUACAAAGCCUCACCAGAAUCAAUACACCUGAUCUUCGACUGCAGUCUCUCUAUCAAACUCGUCGUAUCGUAGUCAACAAUUCGACCGUUCAUCAACUGUUGCAAUUGCGAGAUGUGCAUUGUCAUCUCUGUAAAAUCUCUGAGGAUGUGUCAAGUUUCUAUUCACUACCAGUACUAUUCGGAAUCGUUUUUCUCUUUCUGACACUCGUAUAUAAUGGUUACUAUCUUCUCUCGCCUCUGUUGAUGACUGAUAAUAUCUUAGAAUAUGAAACUCUUAGUAAUACCAUCGUCUGGAUAAUAUUUCUGAUUUAUCCCAUUUCUCUCCUUACCAAUAGAAUUACCAGGAUUUUAAUCGAGGUAGGAUAA
Messenger RNA from Trachymyrmex cornetzi, 795 nucleotides. RefSeq lists its product as uncharacterized. The record is from RefSeq and is a predicted model, not a curated record. Gene Ontology annotation, biological process: sensory perception of taste. The coding region runs from base 1 to 795 and encodes 264 amino acids. The transcript has a single exon. Gene Ontology annotation, cellular component: membrane. NCBI's taxonomy places the organism in Eukaryota, Metazoa, Arthropoda, Insecta, Hymenoptera, Formicidae.